Odocoileus virginianus texanus is the source of this 3556-nucleotide messenger RNA. Lineage: Eukaryota; Metazoa; Chordata; Mammalia; Artiodactyla; Cervidae. The record is from RefSeq and is a predicted model, not a curated record.
CCCCUCGCCUGGCGCAGCUGGAAGAGCCGCCAGCCUCGGGAGCCGAUGGCCCCCCACGUGAGGGAGUGAGCAACCUGGCCCCGCCCUACGGAUUGAGGGGGGACGCAGCAGCUGAGUGACCUGAGAUCAGGCUGCCGACCCCCUCCCACCAGUUGACGAAUGGUGGAACAAGCAACGAGGGACCCUUGUUAGGGUCUUGAAAUAAUGGUGGGAAGCAAAGCGUGAGCAUCCCGUGGUCACCUGUAACUUCUUGGCGGAAAUCGAAGCCUGAGUCCCCAAGCCCGCCCCGUGGACCCUCCCGGCCCCCCACCCCGGGCUGAUGGGGCCACUGGGGCCCCAAGCAGCCACCUGACCAUCCAGACCCCACCCUGCCAGCCAUGGCUGGCCCUGAGGGCUUCCAAUACCGUGCGUUGUACCCUUUCCGCCGGGAGCGGCCGGAGGACCUGGAGCUGCUUCCGGGUGAUGUGCUGGUGGUGAGCAGGGCCGCCCUGCAGGCGCUGGGCGUGGCCGAGGGCAACGAGCGCUGCCCGCAGAGCGUCGGCUGGAUGCCUGGCCUCAACGAGCGUACCCGGCAACGCGGCGACUUCCCUGGCACCUACGUGGAGUUCCUGGGGCCUGUGGCCCUGGCCCGGCCUGGCCCUCGCCCACGAGGCCCCCGCCCACUGCCCGCCAGGCCCCGAGAUGGGCCCCCUGAGCCAGGCCUUACACUCCCUGACCUACCCGAGCAGUUCUCCCCCCCUGAUGUGGCUCCCCCUAUCCUGGUGAAGCUGGUGGAGGCCAUUGAACGGACAGGGCUGGACAGCUACAGGCCUGAGCCACCCGCCGUGCGCACAGACUGGUCCCUGAGUGAUGUGGAGCAGUGGGAUGCAGCAGCCCUGUCAGAUGGUGUGAAAGGCUUCCUGCUGGCGCUGCCGGCGCCCCUCGUGACACCCGAGGCCGCGGCCGAGGCACACCGAGCCCUGCGGGAGGCUGCGGGGCCCGUGGGGCCGGCGCUGGAGCCCCCGACACUGCCACUGCACCAUGCGCUCACGCUGCGCUUCCUGCUCCAGCACCUGGGCCGGUUGUAUGAGCACUUGCCCAUCCCUUGCUGCAUAUACAGAAACAGUGGUGGGUCUCCCACGCCUGCCCGCAGCAUCUACUCUUCUCCCACUCGCGUGCUUUCACACGUACCCCCUGCCAGGUGUGCAAGCGCACACCAACACUCACCACACUCCCCUUCCCCCAGGACCGAGCCCACCCCCGACUUUCCUGCGCUGCUGGUGGAGAAGCUGCUUCAGGAACAUCUGGAGGAGCAGGAGGUGGCCCCUCCAGCACUGCCACCAAAACCCCCCAAGACAAAGCCAGCCCCCACAGGCCUGGCCAAUGGGGGCAGCCCGCCCUCCCUGCAGGAUGCCGAGUGGUACUGGGGUGACAUCUCCAGGGAGGAGGUAAACGAAAAACUCCGGGACACACCUGAUGGCACCUUCCUGGUUCGAGAUGCCUCCAGCAAGAUCCAGGGAGAGUACACGCUGACCCUCAGGAAAGGCGGAAACAAUAAGCUGAUCAAGGUCUUCCACCGAGACGGGCACUAUGGCUUCUCAGAGCCGCUCACCUUCUGCUCCGUCGUGGACCUCAUCACCCACUACCGCCACGAGUCCCUGGCCCAGUACAACGCCAAGCUGGACACACGGCUUCUCUACCCAGUGUCCAAGUAUCAACAGGACCAGAUCGUCAAGGAGGACAGCGUGGAGGCGGUGGGUGCCCAGCUCAAGGUCUACCACCAGCAGUACCAGGACAAGAGCCGCGAGUACGACCAACUCUACGAAGAGUAUACGCGCACCUCCCAGGAACUGCAGAUGAAGCGCACAGCCAUCGAAGCCUUCAAUGAGACCAUCAAGAUCUUUGAAGAGCAGGGCCAGACGCAGGAGAAGUGCAGCAAGGAAUAUCUGGAGCGCUUCCGACGUGAGGGCAAUGAGAAAGAAAUGCAGAGGAUCCUGCUAAACUCCGAGCGGCUCAAGUCCCGCAUUGCCGAGAUCCACGAGAGCCGCACAAAGCUGGAGCAGGAGCUGCGGGCACAGGCCUCCGACAACCGGGAGAUCGACAAGCGCAUGAACAGCCUCAAGCCGGACCUCAUGCAGCUGCGCAAGAUCCGAGACCAGUACCUGGUGUGGCUCACUCAGAAAGGGGCCCGGCAGAAGAAAAUCAACGAAUGGCUGGGGAUCAAGAACGAGACUGAGGACCAGUACUCACUGAUGGAGGAUGAGGAUGACCUCCCCCACCACGAGGAACGCACGUGGUAUGUAGGCAAGAUCAACCGCACCCAAGCUGAGGAAAUGCUGAGUGGCAAGCGGGACGGUACCUUCCUCAUCCGCGAGAGCAGCCAGCGGGGUUGCUACGCCUGUUCUGUGGUGGUGGACGGCGAUACGAAGCACUGCGUCAUCUACCGCACGGCCACGGGCUUCGGCUUCGCGGAGCCCUACAACCUGUACGGGUCCCUGAAGGAGCUGGUGCUGCACUACCAGCACGCCUCCCUGGUGCAGCACAACGACGCGCUGACCGUCACGCUCGCCCAUCCCGUGCGCGCCCCCGGCCCUGGGCCGCCGCCCGCGGCGCGCUGAGCGCGGAGCCGCGCCCCAGCGCCCGGCUGGAGGCUGGGCUGCCACCGCGUCCGAGUCUGUCCGAUCCGGCUCUCUCCUUUGUGAAUCUCUCCAGGUGUAUCUGUUUCUUUCUCUCUGCAGUGCUGUCUCUGUCUUCCUCUGGGUCUGCCUCUCUCUCCGUCUUUCUGUCCCCCCCGUCACUCUGUCUCUUUCUAGCUCCUUCUGUCCGUCCUCGCUCUCUCUCUCCCUCCCCGUCUCUGUGUAUCUGUGUUGGGGGUCCCGCCUCCCCACCUCCACACGCCCUGCCCCACAAUCACUGCCCUCCAACGGCUCUGGCACCCACAGCCUUGUGCCCUGACCCCCGCAGGCCUCCGGGGGUCCCCAGAGCCCCAGCUGGCUGCACCUGCCGUGUUUACAGAGGCCCCUGGGCUGCGAGGCCCCCGCCAGGUGCCCCGAUUUUUAAGCCAUAGACCUGGGGUCAGGGCAGGAAGGAACUUCGCUUGGCCACUUCCAAGAACCUCAGCCGUGACGUCUGGGGCCAGGCGGGACCUGCCCCAUAGACCCCAACUUCCCCUUCAAACCCUGAAGUGAAACCCGGCCCCGGGUUGUCCCCACCAUGGGGCUGCUGCCAAGAAGUACCCCUGAAAAAGAAAGUAAUUAAAAAUAAACUCACAGGCUGACCCCAGGCCUCCCAGGAACUGAGGCCACCAGCACCUCUGGGGCAGCCAGCACAUAACGCUGCCCACAGCACCCUAGUCAACGCAGACUCAAGGCUUCUUCUCCCAUCAUGUUGGGCUCUGAUUUUAUUUUUCCUUAAGUAUACCUAAAGCCCUCUUUUCUCUCCUGUUUUGAGACGAGAGCCCUGAUUUUCUAUGCCACCCAUGGACCCCACCCCCCUUUUCCUGCCUGUCUGGCUACGCUGGCAGGCGGGUUUUGUAUGGUACGUUGAUACUGAUACGGAUAUAAAACAUUGAACUCGA